AUGUUAUUCCGCAAGUUGACGGCGUGCGAAGCUACCCUUGACAAUACGAUGGCUACGUCAAUCUCCGAUUGGGUGACGCGUCCGCAUCCAGCCGAAAGCCAAGCGACCUGUCCUGUGCAAGCAGAAUCCUUCAAAUUCAGAUACUAUGAUCCCGGUCAGGCCGGGCUGCUAUUGGAAACGGUCAAGUUGGAGUUCGGUGGUUAUUCGCUUGCAGAGAUUGCGCAGCCACCCAGAUCAUCAAAUUUAGUAUGGGAAGCCUUUCCGGACAGCCGUGUGUACUCACCCGCAGGCUACUGGAUGCUCUUGCGUCUUUCCCUCACGGUCAGGCCCGGUAACGAUGACAAUUUGAUCGACAACACAUGGACUUCGCCGUAUGCUCAAUGCUGCAAUGUCUUGGUCAUAAUGGACAUCAUGAUCGAUUUGGUGAAAGGUCGCUACAAAAGUGCAGGCAACUUCGCGAUGCGUACGUGUCGAGCCGCAAGUGCCUCAACACCGGAAGAGCGUGCUCAAUAUCCCGGCUGUCCGGAAACGUAUACUGCGCCGGUCGAAUUAUCAGCAUUGUGUAGCAAAGCAGAUGCUACUGUCACUGUCAGACAGUAUGCAAUAUGA
Mixia osmundae IAM 14324 is the source of this 609-nucleotide messenger RNA. RefSeq lists its product as uncharacterized. The record is from RefSeq and is a predicted model, not a curated record. The transcript is spliced from 6 exons. Lineage: Eukaryota; Fungi; Basidiomycota; Mixiomycetes; Mixiales; Mixiaceae. Bases 1 to 609 code for a protein of 202 amino acids.